Messenger RNA from Sphenostylis stenocarpa, 429 nucleotides. The record is from the annotation of a GenBank genome assembly. Lineage: Eukaryota; Viridiplantae; Streptophyta; Magnoliopsida; Fabales; Fabaceae.
AUGACGAAGGGUGAGACUACAACAGAGUCUAAGCCCAUGACAUAUAAUGACAUCACAAGGGAGGGUAAGAGCACGAUAAAGGACAAGAGCUCGAUGGAGGGCAAUGGUGAAAUAAAGGGCAAGGGCGUGACGAAAGAUAAGAGCACAAUGGAGGAUGAGGAUGACAUGGAGGGCAGGGGCAUGACAAAGGACAAAAGCACAAUGGAUGGAGAGGGUGUAAUAAAGGGCAAUAGUGUGAUAGAGGUUAGGAACGUGAUGGAGGUUGGGGGUACGAUGAAGGACGAGGACGUCAUCAAUGAUCUUGAGGGAAUGUACCAAUGUGAGAGAACUCACAUUUCACAUGUCUCAUUGGUGAUGUCUCUCUCUGAAGAAUCUUCCUUUGAAAGACUCAUCAGUGAUAUUAGAGCCAAUGACUUGUGUGGUGACUAA